Messenger RNA from Rhodamnia argentea, 2315 nucleotides. RefSeq names its product cucumisin-like. The coding region runs from base 1 to 2181 and encodes 726 amino acids. Gene Ontology annotation, biological process: proteolysis. Gene Ontology annotation, molecular function: serine-type endopeptidase activity. The transcript has 10 exons. The record is from RefSeq and is a predicted model, not a curated record. Lineage: Eukaryota; Viridiplantae; Streptophyta; Magnoliopsida; Myrtales; Myrtaceae.
AUGACUACUCAAAUGGCCCCUCUUUCAAAGCUUCUCCUGAUGAGUUUCAUCAGCUGUGUUGUACAGGUUUAUGUGGUGUACAUGGGCGGACUUCCCAAACAAGCAGACUUCUUGGCGACGUCGGUGCACACCAGCAUGCUACAAGAAGUAAUUGGCAGUCACGCAUCGGAGUCGUUAGUGCACAGCUAUUCGAGGAGCUUCCACGGAUUCGCUGCCAGACUCACUGAAGACGAAGUUGCAGAAAUCGCAGGAAUGGAAGGAGUAGUGUCGGUGUUCCCAAGUGAGAGGCAUCAACUACAAACGACGAGGUCAUGGGAUUUCCUGGGCUUCUCUCAGAGCCUGCAAAGACUACCGACUGAGAGUGACCUCAUUGUUGGAAUGUUUGAUUCGGGCAUUUGGCCUGAAAGUGACAGCUUUAGCGACAAAGGGUUUGGCCCUCCUCCAACCAAAUGGAAGGGCACUUGCCAAACCUCCAACUUCACUUGCAAUGAUAAAAUCAUUGGAGCCAAAUACUACCGGCAAAACACGACACAUUUACCAGGGGAUUUAGCUUCGCCUAGGGACACCGAGGGUCACGGAACUCACACUUCGUCGACAGCAGCCGGUGGCUUGGUAAGCGGAACGAGCCUAUUUGGCCUCGGCUCUGGGACAGCCCGAGGAGGAGUCCCUUCUGCCCGCAUCGCCAUGUACAAAGUGUGCUGGGCUGAUGGCUGCUACGACGCGGACAUACUUGCCGCGUUCGAUGAUGCCAUCGCCGACGGAGUGGACAUCAUCUCCAUCUCCAUCAGCCCAUUUGUCGCCCACAAUUACUUUGAGAACUCAAUCGCAAUCGGAUCUUUCCACGCGAUGAAGCAUGGCAUACUCACAUCAGCGGCGGCAGGGAACUCUGGCCCUAAACCGGCGACUACCACUAAUUUUUCUCCUUGGUUUCUCUCGGUCGCAGCUAGCACGAUAGAUCGAAAGUUCGUCAACAAAGUUCUAUUAGGAAACGGAAAGUCUUAUGAGGGAGUCUCAAUCAACACUUUCGACCUCAACAACACGAUGUAUCCCCUGAUAUAUGGAGGAGAUGUCCCAAAUAUUGCACAAGGAUUUAAUUCGACCAGAUCAAGGUGUGUGUCUGAUUCUCUGAACAGCGCUUUGGUGAAGGGUAAGAUCGUCUUGUGUGAUGCACUCACUUCCGCGGACGCCGCACUAACAGCGGGCGCCACCGGCUCAAUAAUGCGAAACUUGGGAAGCACGGAUGUGGCGUUUACCUUCCCAGUGCCUGCCUCCUUCUUGAACGCUGCGGACGGGAGUGAAGUUUCUCACUACCUGAACUCAACUAGAAACCCUACAGCAACCAUAUUUAAGAGCACAGAGACCAAAGAUGUGUUGGCUCCGGCGGUUGUUUCGUUUUCGUCGAGAGGCCCAAACCCAAUCACCAGUGACAUUCUCAAGCCUGAUCUCACGGCCCCAGGCGUGGACAUUCUAGCAGCGUGGCCCCCGGCUUCGACCAUGACCGAGUCAUCGGGCGACCCAAGGCGCGUUUCUUACAAUAUAGUUUCCGGCACAUCCAUGGCUUGCCCCCACGCCACAGGAGUGGCCGCUUACGUCAAAGCGAUACAUCCGAUGUGGUCUCCGGCAGCUAUUAAGUCAGCCCUGAUGACAACAGCUUCUCCAAUGAGUCCUCUCAGGAAUACCGACGCUGAGUUCGCAUACGGAGCUGGUCACAUUAACCCCUCGAAAGCAGCGGACCCAGGUUUAGUGUAUGAUGCCGAGGAGGCAGAUUAUGUGCAAUUCUUGUGCGGACAAGGUUACAACGCCAGCAGCCUAAGACUCGUCACCGGCGACCAAAGCAGCUGCUCCGACGUAAAAAAUGCAACCGUGUGGGGCUUGAAUUUACCUAGUUUCGCGCUGUCGACUCAGACCAAAGGCUCCAAUAUCACAGGAGUCUUCCACAGGACCGUUACUAACGUAGGCAGCCCGAAUUCCACUUACAAGGCCACCGUGACGGCUCCACGAGGGUUCAACAUUCAUGUCGAACCACAAACCCUCGCGUUCGAAUCCGUCCUACAGAAGCAGAGUUUCGUGGUGACGGUGGAGGCCAUCUUGGAAGCGGGAAUGAUUUCUGCGUCUCUGGUGUGGGAUGAUGGUGUUCAUCAAGUGAGGAGUCCGAUAGUUGCAUUCCUGGUUUCCUCCUAGAUUAAUCGCUGGGUUAAUAUAGUUUACGUGCAUUUGCACAACCUACGUUCAUUGCCAUUGAUCUUUUUAGGUGCAACUAAUGUUCAGUGGAAGAAAGUGAUGUGCCGGAUAAUAAGAGGAGCACUUGUCUUUCG